AUGGAAAUUCCGGCCGAAUCGAUCGAGAAAAUCGUCGGCGAUAUGGACAAAAUGUUCACUUCCAGCCUGAGCGGGUAUAAAGAGAUCAAGGAGGAGUUUGCGAAAUCGCAAAUUGUUUUGCCGGAAAUUUGCGCGAAUAUGAAUUCGUUUAAAAAUGUGGCGCAGUGUGGGCAGUCGUUUGUUGAAGAUGUUUAUGCUUCUGGAAUAAAAACUUUGAUCAACGUCUUCGGCGAAAGCUAUUCCGUAGAAGAAAGCCUCAACAAUCUGAACGCGAAUUUCGACCAGCUAAUUGAAGAACUGGGCGGUGAAAACUUGGUGGACGAAAAAACGAAAAUGAAAAUCGAGAAGGCGAAAAUGGUGGUUUCCAGUUUGGUCGAUUUUAACAUUGAAGACAAAAACCUCUUCGCGGGAAUUCCCAGCUCGCUGAUUAAAAUUGACGACAUUAUUUGGGAAUCUGCUGAGGAAUCUGUUCAAAUUACCGAUGCUCUACUUGAAGAAUGGAGUGGGAGGUACUCAUCUGCGGCGAGAAAAUUGUUCGAUAUUUGUAGAGAGAAUGAUGAAGAAAUUCCAAAAUAUCUUCUCGCAAAAUGCGGCCGAAAGCUGAUGAAAGACCUCAAAAUCAAUCAAAAAACAAGUUUGAUAAUUGAUUUCCUCAAAUUUUCGUUCGACGAAUUUGAUGAUGACCGAAAUGGAAAACUUGAUUUUGAAAAGUUCGAAAAGAUCUUUGCCAAUUUCAUCGCGACGGCCGGAUCGACCAUGAUCAAGAUUUUCGAUAGAAAUGAAGACGGAAUAAUCGACAAAGCGGAAACAAACAAGAUUUUGAAAGAACUUGGCAAAUUAAGCGUCUUUCAAGGCGAUUAUUUGAGCGGAUCUUACAGUAAUUUCUACCUGCACCCCACUGCUGAUCUGAUAUCAAGUUUUCUGGUGUCGACAAAACAGACAAUUUCGAAGUCGGAGAUGACGAAUAUGACGGCGAAGGUGAUGACAAGACUAGCAAGCGAUUACUAUGACCUGCAAGUUUCUGACUGGGAAGCGAGAAAUAAAUGA
This is a messenger RNA of Oikopleura dioica, 1047 nucleotides long. The record is from the annotation of a GenBank genome assembly. NCBI's taxonomy places the organism in Eukaryota, Metazoa, Chordata, Appendicularia, Copelata, Oikopleuridae.